AGAGAGAGAGAGAGAGAGUGUGUAUAACUUUGGGAAACAUAGGAAGAGGCAGCAAAGGGAACAAACUUUUCUCUCUUGGCUGCUUCAUUUUGGACUUUUUCACAUUUCAUCAGAGACCUCAGUGUUGACAGAGCGGAGACAAGGGAGGACAAUUUGUUUGCUUUACUAGUUAAAGAGUUAUUUCUCUGGGGUUUUUUUGUGAUCAACAAGACGUUGAAGAAUUUGUUUUGUGGCAUUUUUAUCUGAUUAUUGCUUCACUGUCUGAGCUAUUUGAAGAAGGCGUGACCACAGAUCUGAAAUCCCUCCAAACAUUAGCUGCAGCUUUCUCCAGCUCAUGGGACUGUGAAGGCUGGACUGAGACACACACACACAUAUACACACACACACCUGUUGUUGCUGAGGAUUCCCCAGGAGCUCAGUCAUGGGCAUCUGCGUCACCGUUGCUUGAGGGAAUCUGCGCGUCUGUGCAGCUGUUAUCUGGCAGCAGCUUCAGUGAAUGUUACAGUAGAAGUUGACCUGCCAGUCCAGAGAAGAGAGGGGGGAGAUGUCUACCUACUAUCCACGCACCAAGGACCUGACCCGUACCAGGAAGUCACUGACAGAUUCACCACCUUCUUCUCCGUCCCCUACAGACAAAAACUACAGACAUGACAGAUUGUCAAGAUAUGACUCCAGUGGGGAGAGUGCGACAGACAAACCACUGGGCCGCACCAGCUCUUACACUCGGAGAGAGACAAGGCUGGCUGCUCUGAACAGACAGGAGCAAGACUCGGCUACCAAAGACUAUAAGAAGAUGUAUGCAGAAGCUCUGCAUGAGAAUGAGAAGCUCAAGUCCAGGUUGCAGGACAGCAAACAGGAACUGGUCAAGAUACGUUCUCAGCUGGAGAAAGUCACACAGAGGCAAGACAGAAUAUCAGAGAGAUCUACAGCACUUGAAUCGGAGAAAAGGGACAAACAAGCUCUUGAGAAAAGAGUGUCAAACAUGGAGGAUGAGAUAAAGGAAUCGCGUCAAACCACAGAUGUUUCUGUUAAAACCACAUUGAGGUUCACCUCAAAAAGUCAGGCGGAGGGCGGAAUGAAUCAUUUCUUUUCCUUUGACUUAAAGCAGCAGUAGGUAGAAAUGGAGCAAAUAUGAUUAAAAAAGAUCUUAACAGAGCUCAAGUCAGACAACCAGAGGCUUAAGGAUGAGAACGGGGCUCUCAUUCGAGUCAUCAGCAAACUGUCCAAAUGAAAAGAUGUCUGAAGCUCCUGUUCUGUGUGUGUGGACGCUCCAACCCCAGAUAUGGAAGUUUAACUAUCCACCGUGUCCCAAGUUGUGACUCCUCCCUGAGUUAUGGUGAUGGCUGCUCUGCAGAAAUAAAUUCCUGUUGGGACUCAUGAAGAUCCAAAGAGUUAAGGAGUUUCAGUCAAAUUUCACUGUGUGUGAUGACAGAGUUACAACCAUUUCUUCAUGAUUAGUUAUUUUCACAUUAACCAAAUAGGGACCAGUUGUACUGUUUGAAUAACCUUUCAAGGCCCAGUUCAAACUAAUCCAGGGGCUUGCAUGAAGGUACUGUUUCUAAUAUUAUAACCACACAUCACAUAGAGAAAUCACGUUUGUUGCUACAUCGUGCACUGCAGGAAAGUAUUUUUUAAUGUUGUCUUAAUUGAGAAAGAAGAGAGAAGCAAAGGGCCCCAAAGGCCACUCUGGCAUGAAGAAAUAAUUGUUAUAAUUUCAAUCAGAAUAUAAAUGACCACACAGGUAAAAUUAAACAGGUGCUCCGGUUCCAGAAGCUACAUAAUAAUAUGAAUCCAUCAAGGCAUCUGAGUAGCAAGAACCACUGAAGAAGAUGCAGCUCUUCUAACGGCAAGUCGAUGUUUGCUCUAAACUAAGAAUGUAUUGAAGUGAAAAUCCAGCUUCUUCCAUUCGUUUUUAUAUAAGAUGUUAUAUAAAACCAAUCGUUUUGAACAUUUUUACUCUAUGAUAAAGAUAUGAAAGCUUA
Molecule: messenger RNA, 1982 nt
Organism: Sebastes umbrosus (honeycomb rockfish)
Lineage: Eukaryota; Metazoa; Chordata; Actinopteri; Perciformes; Sebastidae
Product: protein phosphatase 1 regulatory subunit 12B-like
Exons: 8
Coding region: 545-1114 (189 amino acids)
Cellular component (GO): Z disc; A band; cytoplasm
Molecular function (GO): phosphatase regulator activity; enzyme inhibitor activity; protein kinase binding
Source: RefSeq, a predicted model, not a curated record